UUUAAUUCUCUCUUAACAAACCCUGGGCUUAUAGCUCAAUGGUUAUGGAAAUGAGGGAAGACUUUUGACCGAAAGGUCUCAAGUUCGAUUCCUGAUCCACCCGGGUUUUACCGGCUUUGCAUUGUCGUGCCCUCGGGCGGGUGCAGGGUCGGGUUUUCCCCGGAACUGGUGGCAUGGUGGGCUAGGGGCUCCGUGCGUGCAGGUUGGGCUGCCGCGGGCUACCUUUCGGCCAAUGGGUGCCGCGUACGGAGUACCCGGCGAUUCUUAUGUUGGACGUUCAAAAAAAAUUCUCUCUUAACAGUACAGCAGCAUCCAUUAUAAAAAGCACAUAUUCCAUUCUCUUGUUUUCUUUUCCAACUACAAUCGAUUCAUAACGUUUCUUAACACCACCAUGGAGCCCAACAACAACCACCAAUCCCCACCACAAACCACCACCACAGCCGCCAAAAAGUUGAAAAACAAUCUAGUUUUCCGGUCAAAAUGGGCUGAAGUCAACGGUGCAAUGGGUGACUUAGGUACAUACAUACCAAUAGUUCUAGCACUGACACUUGCUAGUGACCUUGAUUUAGGUACAACGUUAAUAUUCACAGGAGUAUACAAUUUUCUAACCGGUGCAAUCUAUGGUGUCCCCAUGCCAGUCCAACCCAUGAAGUCAAUAGCUGCAGUGGCCAUAUCCGACCCGGAUUUCGGGAUCCCGGAGGCCAUGGCGGCCGGUAUAUGCACCGGUGUCAUCCUGUUUGUUCUCGGUGUGACCGGGCUUAUGCGGCUGGCUUAUCGCCUCAUACCGUUACCAGUUGUUAGGGGGAUACAGUUGGCUCAAGGUCUAUCCUUUGCUAUGACCGCGGUUAAGUAUAUUCGAAAAGUUCAAGAUUUUUCCAAGUCGAAAGCCAAGGGGAAUCGAGAUUGGAUGGGUCUUGAUGGAUUGGUUUUGGCAAUUGUUUGUGUUUGUUUUAUUGUUAUUGUGAAUGGUGCAGGCGAUGAAGAUGAAAAUGAAAACGAAGAUGAUCAUCAUGAUCAAAAUGAUAAUUGUGUUGUAAAUGGAGAUGAUCAAGAAAGAAAAUGGAGAAAAAUUGUUGCAAGUUUACCAUCAGCAUUUAUGGUAUUUUUGUUAGGGGUAAUAUUGGCAAUAAUAAGAGAGCCCAAAGUGAUCAAAGGGUUUAAAUUUGGGCCAUCUAGUAUGCAAGUUGUUAAAAUUUCCAAAAGUGCUUGGAAGAGAGGGUUUGUCAAGGGUACAAUUCCACAACUACCCUUGUCGAUUCUCAACUCGGUUAUCGCGGUAUGCAAGUUAUCGACCGAUCUUUUUCCGGAGAAAAGUGUGACGGUGACCUCGGUUUCCGUGACGGUCGGGUUGAUGAACCUAACCGGAUGUUGGUUCGGUGCAAUGCCGUGUUGUCAUGGGGCGGGUGGGCUGGCUGGUCAGUAUAAGUUUGGGGGGAGGAGUGGGGGGUGUGUGGCCUUACUUGGUGCAACCAAAUUGGUACUAGGGUUGGUACUAGGUGGAUCUAUAGUUAAGAUUUUGAGUGCAUUUCCGGUUGGGGUUUUAGGGGUUUUGUUGUUGUUUGCUGGUAUUGAACUAGCAAUGUGUGCUAGGGACAUGAAGUCGAAACAUGAGUCGUUUGUUGUGCUCGUUUGCACCGCGGUCUCACUUGUUGGCUCAAGUGCAGCACUAGGGUUCGUGACAGGCAUGGUAGCGCACUUGCUUCUUAGGCUUCGAAAACUGGGUGGCCCGAAAAGGGUCGGAUCCAUUUCGUCGUUUUGGAUGAAUAACCCAUAAGAAUCAUCAUCAUGUUGUUUAUAAAUUAUCGUUUGUGAUGAACCUAGUAAUGUUGAUGGUGUAAAAAGAACUAAGUUUUUAUGUAAAAGCUGAUUAUGAAAUAAGAAACGUGUUCAUGUUGUGUA
Helianthus annuus (common sunflower) is the source of this 1899-nucleotide messenger RNA. RefSeq names its product molybdate transporter 1. The transcript has a single exon. The coding region runs from base 392 to 1774 and encodes 460 amino acids. NCBI's taxonomy places the organism in Eukaryota, Viridiplantae, Streptophyta, Magnoliopsida, Asterales, Asteraceae. The record is from RefSeq and is a predicted model, not a curated record. Gene Ontology annotation, molecular function: molybdate ion transmembrane transporter activity. Gene Ontology annotation, biological process: molybdate ion transport.